AAUGUGGCCACGCUUUCCCAAAAUUGAAUGCAAAGAGUGCUUGGUUUUUCUACUUGCAGCUAUAGUUGGAUAGCUCAAAGUUUCAACCGCUUCCACCCUCGUUGUAUUCAACCUACUUGUUUUCGGUCCAAAGUUACCAAACUUUGCCCUAAGCGUCCUCGGUCUUCUCUUCUUUCUGACAACAAUGCUACCAAAUAUCCCCAAAAAGCCAUUUAUUUAACAGCUCAGGUCAAGCUUCCUCAGAUUAGCGAAGUGCAAAACGCUACUUUCGAUCAAUGUUUACCACUGGCUAGAAACAUAUGUUUCCGCCUACAAGAGGAGCCCCAGGACGAAAACGCCUAUCAAGUGUUAAAGGAAUUGUUGUCAAGGGAAGAAGGUGCCAGGGCUUUUUUUGUUGAAUAUCUUUCUGACUAUGAGCUAAGUCUCCCUGAUAAAAAGCCUCCUUUCAAGUUAGAGAAGUUACUGAAAGAUUGUGACGAAUAUGUUCCCAACCUCCUGGCCAGAAAUCUUGCAAUGUCAGUCGCUAAAGAAGUGGACUUGGCGAACGAUUCUAAAAACGCAGAAAACGAGGAAGUGGACGAUACGGGCAGCGGAAGUUGGUCAGAUAGUGUUGAAGAAAGUUCUGGAGGUCCUACUAUGGUAAAAGAGCGAACAGCAUUGCUGAUCGAUAGUAUUGCCUCAAGUGAAAUUGCUCGGGAACUCGUCGCUCUUUGGUUUUCUAUAAGAAGUAGGAAGGGGAAAUAUGUCCAUUUUUUAGAACGCCAAAAAUUUAGAAAGGAUCAGCUGGACGUUAUCCAAAGAACGCUCGAAGUAUUCAUUGGUGCUUGAAGAAGAUGUAUACUUAAAACUUUUUGUAUUAAAAAGUCUGAAGAUUUCCCAUAGCUAUAAUAGAAAAAUUUUUUUUUAAACUUUUCUCCAAUUGUAAGGUUUUCCAAUGUGACUCAAUCAGUUCUAUUGUGAACAGAAAAUGACACACCAAACUCACCUUCUCAUGAAAAAGUGACAUAGUUUAUGGGAACAACUGGUAAAUAAAAUUUUCUUUCCAGAC
Messenger RNA from Galdieria sulphuraria, 1048 nucleotides. RefSeq lists its product as uncharacterized. Lineage: Eukaryota; Rhodophyta; Bangiophyceae; Galdieriales; Galdieriaceae. The transcript is spliced from 2 exons. The record is from RefSeq and is a predicted model, not a curated record. Bases 28 to 828 code for a protein of 266 amino acids.